AUGAUGUUGAAGUUGCAUGACGAACUCAUUCGGUUCAAAGUGACAAAGUCACAUCUGCCGUCCAAGUCUGGUUGGCUGGCUGUGGGAGGAGAGACGUUCACCAAACCGCCACCCGGCAAGCGAGCAUCCGAUUUUCAUUUGGAGAGAAAAAUAUUAAAGAAGCUAUACAUACGGUUCCCUGGCCAACAAAAGUGGCCUCUAAACUCCCCUGCCAAGGACACUGGGAGGAAACCGAGAAGCAGGGCACAAGCCUGUACUUCUCAAGCAGAGGCGCGUGUGUGCGGCGGGGAGAACGCGCAAAGGCGAACCCAACAGGGAAAGGUGAACCGGAGGAACAGGGAGCCCGAGGCCGGAGGGCAGAACCGGCGAAGAAACCCAAGGUGUCGACAGAGGGGCGAGGGGGCGCGGAAGGGGGAGCCCGGAGGCUCCAGGAGGAGGAGGGAGGGGUCCCAAACGCUGCCCAGAAAUCGCGGCGGCCGAGUAAAGUUAAUACUUACUCAGUUUCGCAACUGCGCCGCCCCCGGCAGGCCGCCUGGCGGGGCCGGCCGGAGCGCUGGGGACGCGGCGGCGUCCGAAGCUCGGCGGCCGCCCAGCGUCUGUCCCGGCCGCGCCGCCCGUCGCGCCUCCCUCCGCCACACUCGGCGGGCCGCGCGCCCCGCACUGGCGGGAGGCCCUGGCUCCCGGCGCGCCCUCUCCGCGCACCUCCCCGCCGGCGCUAAGGAGCCGCCUCCAGCGCUGUCGCCGCGGCCGCAGGCGGUCAAGCGAGGCUCGGCGAGGAGCGGGGCGGCGGGCGCCGUGCCGGACGGCGGAGUUGGCGGCCGGCUCGCUCCCGCGGCCGGUGCCUCUGGACUGGGGGCCGGGCCGGGCUCGGGCGGCCGGGCGGCUCCGCCCCUUCGCCGGGCCGCGGGCAGAGCGCGCGAGAGGAGCGGCGCGGGGGCGCCCCCCUCGGCCGGGCGCUCGGGUUACAGCCGCGGCUCCCCGGCUUCCCCGCCCGCGCCCCGCCGGUUCGCCGGCGCCGUGAGAGACAUUGUAACGGAACUGGGACGCCAGCGCUGCAUUGUGGGAGCUUUUAAAGCGGCGGGGAACGUGGCCCGGCCGCUCGGGCCCACCGGGCCAAGCUCCCCCCGGCGCCCUUAGCACGGCCCCGCCGCCGCUCGUUCCACCACACACCCAACACCGCCGAGGCCUGUGGACCGGAAAGCCCGAAGUGGUGAGGUGACCGGUGCCUACUGACUCUCACAGGAGCACAGGCUUCCAUAGCCCGGGGUGAGACUUGUAAAACUGCCCUCUCCGGUCAUCCCGGAAAGUAGGCUUUUUUUGCAGACCCUUAAA
Odobenus rosmarus divergens (Pacific walrus) is the source of this 1332-nucleotide messenger RNA. RefSeq lists its product as uncharacterized. NCBI's taxonomy places the organism in Eukaryota, Metazoa, Chordata, Mammalia, Carnivora, Odobenidae. The record is from RefSeq and is a predicted model, not a curated record. The coding region runs from base 1 to 1137 and encodes 378 amino acids. The transcript is spliced from 3 exons.